CGGCCAACCCCGCGGAAUAGAUUAAGUCAUUCAACCAUGCAACGGUCACACCUCAAACCUCCCACAUUCUGACUCCUCAUUCAUUCAACUCCAAUUACUUCCUCGUCGGUAGAAGACAGCCUAUGCGUCCUCUCCGGCUGUCGUCUUCGACUUACUUCUCUCGUCGGCGCAUACAAUUUGCUCAGUGCUACCACCAAACCCCGCGACACCUAUCCGCCAUGAGUUCAGAGAAUCCAACAGCUGACCAUCCUGCCAGCCCAGGAGAUGACCAUGGGAAACACCCCAGAAAGCUAAUCUUUGCACCGGGUGACAUCCAAGUAUCAACCCCUAAUGACCAAACAACGCCUCCCCACAAGCCGGACACCGCUACACCUGCCAAUGUCUCCCGACUCGUCGCUGAAGCACUUCGAUCGGAGACCUCCACGCCUAACUCCGUUACCGAAAACCAGAUUGUCUCCCACCCCGCUCGCGCGCAUCAGUUCGUGACCAACCCGCCGCUCACUGUCUCCCAGAUGCACCCCACCAAUCCGCUCCAUCAGUUCCAUACCUGGUUCCGCGACCCCCGACUGUCUGCAUCGUCGGCUCCGGAGACUUGUACGCUGGCUACGGCGUCUUUGCCCUCUGGUCGGGUGAGCGCGCGCGUUGUAUAUCUGAAGGAGCUUGACGAGCGGGGCUGGGUAGUCUACAGCAACUGGGGCAGUCGAAAAGGGAAGGGCGCACAGGUCUUUGGUACUCAAGCAGAUGGAGAUAGCGUUCUAGGUGCCAUGCCCGAGCCCUGCGCAGAUGAUGACGAGAUGCCACAAGGGAACAAAUGGGCAGCUCUCACAUUUAGCUGGGGAACUACCGAACGGCAGGUGCGUAUCGAAGGCCUCAUUGAACCCCUUAGCCGCGAAGAGAGUGAACUGUACUGGCGGACCCGCGAACGGGGUAGCCAGAUCGGCGGCUGGGCCAGCUGGCAGAGCAAGGUGCUCUGGUCCGCAGAGCCAGACAGUCUGAUCGAGCGGCGGCGGAAGAGCCUCGCGCAGGAUGUGUUCCCCCAAGCUAUUCCGGGAGAUGUGGAUGAAACGGAUAUCGACGACGGCCGGGCGCUGCUGGAGAAACGAGUGCACGAAAUGGAGGAGAGGUUUGCCAAUACGGAGCAGAUCCCAUUGCCUCCGUUCUGGGGCGGCGUGCGUCUAGUACCGGAGUCGGUAGAGUUCUGGCAGGGCCGGCGUAGUCGACUGCAUGAUCGAUUCCGGUAUGUGAGGGUGCAUGACCCCCAGAGUGACUCGUAUAAAUGGCGAAUUGAACGACUUUCGCCUUAAAGUAGAGUAUAGAUUAGAUGGGAUACUAUACAUAACUAGCGAACAGCGAUAUUGGUAUUUGAUCGAUGAGACAUAUUCUGUUCACUUAUAGUUGCUAACAAUUGAAGCUCGUGCUCAAUAUUGAGCCGUCGAAAUAACUAGAGAUCAUGCUCAUCGAGGGGAUUUAUUAGGUACUGCGAUUGUCA
Aspergillus caelatus is the source of this 1489-nucleotide messenger RNA. RefSeq names its product pyridoxamine-phosphate oxidase PDX3. Bases 123 to 1304 code for a protein of 393 amino acids. The transcript is spliced from 2 exons. Gene Ontology annotation, biological process: pyridoxine biosynthetic process. The record is from RefSeq and is a predicted model, not a curated record. Gene Ontology annotation, molecular function: pyridoxamine phosphate oxidase activity; FMN binding. NCBI's taxonomy places the organism in Eukaryota, Fungi, Ascomycota, Eurotiomycetes, Eurotiales, Aspergillaceae.